AUGGACGACGAGGAAGGAGACCAUUUCGUUGACCUGGACGUAGAGGAGAUCUUGGCGCUGUGCUUGCUGUACAUUCUUUUGGUUUCACAACGAUCUCAUACAGCCUACAGGAAGACAGUGCGCUGCAGCCCGGAGUCAUUUGAUGCCCUGUACAACUUUGAUUUCGGGCUCGCUGUCUUGUUAACCUAUUACGGCAAUGGCUGUGGCAUUGAUGGUGACGGGAUAGGAGGGGCAGCUGUGCAACUAGGAACGUCAAGAGCUGUUGCUGGAGUUUACAUUAAACGCCUUGAAGAUCUUCUCUACGACAUGAUGCAUGAUGUCAUUUUUUUCCCAGCGCCCGAUGCUGUAGACGAAUGGGAUGGACUGGUGGAAGGGUUUGCUCGACGCGGAAGUGAUUUUCCGGAUGUGGCAUGUGUCUUUGACGGCACUAUUAUUCGAACUCGCCGUCCAAGGAAUCACAUGGUCUGGCGCUCGGAAAUCCAUCCUACAACUGUUUGGCUGCUGUCGACUAUCGUGGUAAAUUUCGAUACUUUGGUGUGUUCACUGGAAGUAAUUCCGAUCAAUCGAUGUGGAAUCAAUCUGAAGUACUUGGGCCCCGCGCACGAUACUUGUAUUUGGCCGUUUCUUACGGUUCCUUUUGACAAACGACGAGGAAAUCGGUUGUCGCGAAAACAACGAUACUUCAAUUUUCACCUUUCAUCAACACGCAUAUUUGUUGAGUGUGUGUUCGGGAAAAUCAAAGGGCGUUUCAAAGUGCUGAAUGGCGUGACAGAUCGUCAUGCACACACGACGAAUGCACGAAUGAUAUGUAGCACAGCAGUACUUCACAACCUGCUCGUUGACAUAGCAAUGCACGCAUUUGACCCUCACUGGGAGCGAACGGAAGAGGAAAUCAAUUUGGGUGAGGCGAAGAGAAACACGUACAUGGAGCAAUUUUACCGCCAUGAUAACGAAUAA
Phytophthora infestans T30-4 is the source of this 957-nucleotide messenger RNA. RefSeq lists its product as uncharacterized. NCBI's taxonomy places the organism in Eukaryota, Oomycota, Peronosporomycetes, Peronosporales, Peronosporaceae. The record is from RefSeq and is a predicted model, not a curated record. The transcript has 7 exons. Bases 1 to 957 code for a protein of 318 amino acids.